AUUAUUCCCAAAUUAUUCGGACACUCGCCCUCACACCCACUCUCUGUCCGGCUCUCUUUGUCCUUCACACAAAGGAGCCCUUCCUUCGAUGGAUCGGAAAGCCGCCCCCGCCGCCGAGACCUCUCAUCAACAGCAAGGAACCGAGGAGGACGAACAGGCCGGUGCGACCUCCCACCACCACCUGACGAUCCCGGCGGGGCUGACAGAGGCGGAGUUCUCGGAGCUGAUCCCAUUCGUGAAGGAGUUCCACAGCUACAAGGUGGGGCCGGGGAGAUGCUCCUCCCUCCUCGCCCAGAGCGUUCACGCCCCACGCGCCGUCGUCUGGUCCAUAGUCCGUCGCUUCGACAAGCCCCAGGUCUACAAGCACUUCAUCAAGGCCUGCUCCGUCGACCCCGACUUCCAAAUGGCCGUCGGAUGCACGAGGUACGUGGAUGUGAUAUCGGGGCUGCCGGCGGAGACUAGCACGGAGCGGCUGGACAUACUGGACGACGAGAGGUUCGUGACGGGGUUCAGCAUCAUCGGAGGGGAGCACCGGCUGAGGAACUACCGGUCGGUCACGACGGUCCACGAGGUGGGUGGUGGGCCGGCGGAUGCAGGGGGCGAGAUCUCCACGGUGGUGCUGGAGUCCUACGUGGUGGACGUGCCGGAGGGGAACACCGAGGAGGACACGCGCCUCUUCGCCGACACAGUCGUGAAGCUCAACCUCCAGAAGCUGGCGUCCGCGGCGGAAGCCCAGGCGCGUGAUGCUGACGUGAAGUCGACCGCGAGUGGGUGAGAGCGAGAGGGAGGGGCCAUAUUAUGUGAAGUGGAGAACAUGACAUUUUUUUUUUUUUGAAAAUAAAAAAUCGGUGGACUGGACAUGACCGGAAAUUGGAACUGUUUGGGGUUGCGGUGGAUUGGAAUAUUCUGUCAGCCUUUAUAUGGGAUAAGCUAUUGUUUUGAGGGGUAAAAUUGUCAACUUAUCCCGUCUCCUGCGCCGCCGCCUGUAAAAAAAGAAAAAGUCAAAAAAAAUAUUGAAAAUGUUUUGUCUCU
This is a messenger RNA of Punica granatum (pomegranate), 1032 nucleotides long. Lineage: Eukaryota; Viridiplantae; Streptophyta; Magnoliopsida; Myrtales; Lythraceae. The record is from RefSeq and is a predicted model, not a curated record.